Messenger RNA from Anopheles maculipalpis, 1443 nucleotides. It is a transcript of the gene Argl, whose product is annotated as argininosuccinate lyase. Gene Ontology annotation, cellular component: cytosol. Gene Ontology annotation, molecular function: argininosuccinate lyase activity. The coding region runs from base 34 to 1434 and encodes 466 amino acids. The transcript has 2 exons. The record is from RefSeq and is a predicted model, not a curated record. Lineage: Eukaryota; Metazoa; Arthropoda; Insecta; Diptera; Culicidae.
CGUAACAGUCGGAUCGUUUCCGCAACGGAACAGAUGCAGAACAACACCCCGUUUAAGCUGUGGGGUGGCCGCUACUCCAAAGCUACAGACCAUGUCCUGUCGAAGGUGAACAACUCACUCACGGUAGACAAGCGGCUGUACUCGGAGGACAUCGAUGGAAGUAUUGCGUACGCCAAAAGUCUCGCCGAUGCUGGACUGCUGACGCAGAGCGAGUUUAAGGUGAUCGUGUACGGGUUGGACGCGAUACGGGACGAGUGGAGCAAGGGUACGAUCAAGCUGCUGCCCCGCGAUGAAGACGUCCACACGGUGAACGAGCGUCGAUUGUUUGAGAUUAUUGGACCACAGAUUGCCGGAAAGCUGCAUACGGGCCGGAGCCGUAAUGAGCAGGUCGUGGUAGAUAUGAAGCUGUGGAUGCGGAACGCUAUUGCCGAUCUGCAGCGGCUGCUGCUGGAGUUGGUACGCUCGAUCAAUGAUGUGGCUGACCGGCAUAUUGAUGUGCUGAUGCCGGGCUACACUCACAUGCAACGGGCCCAACCGGUCCGAUUUAGCCACUGGUUGCUGAGCUACGCGUUCUACUUCAAGGAAGACUUCGACCGGUUUGAAGAGUUUGGACGGCGUAUGAAUGUGUUACCGUUGGGUAGUGGUGCGUUGGCCGGCAAUCCGUUCAACAUUAACCGCCACAAGUUGGCGGCGGACCUCGGAUUUGAUGGUGUAUCACACAACAGCAUGAACGUGGUGAGCGAUCGCGAUUUCGUGGUAGAGUUUAACUUUCUGUGCACGCUGGUGGCGGUCCACAUGAGCCGGCUGGCGGAAGAUCUGAUCCUGUACUCGACCAAGGAGUACAACUUUAUCGAGCUGUCGGAGGAGUACACGACCGGCAGCAGCUUGAUGCCGCAAAAACGCAACCCGGACAGUUUGGAGCUGAUCCGUGGUAUUACGGGUCCGGUCUUUGGGCAGCACUGUGCCAUCCUGAUGACGCUCAAGGGUCUGCCGUCGACGUACAACAAGGAUCUGCAGUGUGACAAGAGUGGCAUGUUCGGGGUGUACGAUCAGAUGCAGAUGUGUUUGGUGCUGAUCGGUGGCAUCAUCCAAACGAUGCGUGUGGAUGAGGAUCGCUGUCUUAGCUCGCUUGGGUACGAGAUGCUCGCGACGGAUAUGGCUUACUAUCUCGUGCGCCGUGGCAUCCCAUUCCGGGAGGCACAUCACAUAUCGGGUGAGGUGGUCGCGCACUCGGAGAAGGUAAAGAUCCCGAUCAACAAGCUAACGCUGGAAGAUUUGCAGGAGAUUAGUCCACACUUUGACGAGACGAUCAGCCGCAUCUGGAACUACGAAAAUAGUGUGGAGCAGUAUACGGUCGUUGGUGGUACGUCGCGUCUCUCGGUGCAGGAACAGAUCCGCGUACUGCGAGCAUUCGUCGAUGGGCAUGCGCUGUAAGGUGUGUGC